This is a messenger RNA of Physella acuta, 3459 nucleotides long. RefSeq lists its product as uncharacterized. Lineage: Eukaryota; Metazoa; Mollusca; Gastropoda; Physidae. The record is from RefSeq and is a predicted model, not a curated record.
GUAAAUAAAUGUACAGAAGCAAGACAGUGAGAACGUGAGAAAACUUCAAGAUGGACAGAAGACGAAACAUGACCAUUGUCGCCAUGCCGGACCGGAAGAGGACCUUGGUGGCAUUCGACAGAAGACGGAACAUGACCUUGGCGGCCUACAACAGAGACACGGACUUCGACCUGCCCCGGGACAGCCACACAGACCUGAUCCUGCCGGCCAUUGUGCAGAAGACCACUAGAACGGUGGCCGUACUGAAGAAGCGGGCCGUCCCUCUGCCACCUAUUGGCCGCGCCUCUGACAAGGGAGAGGCCAAGAAGAACAUCCUGAUGCAGAUGACGUCACUGGUCAAGACGUCCAGCUCGGAUUCCGACCUCAGCUACCAGGUGUUCAAACCCCAAGGCUCACUGCUGAUUGAUCCUAAGAAUAUUCCAGAUAGCAUGAUCUGCCCCGAUACCCUGAGCCUUAGAGACAUCAGUGACUUUAAGGCGCCGCCUAUGGAGAUCUUGAAGCGUAAGAAAACAGUGGAGCCCCACUAUAAACUCAUGCUAAAGAAAAGUUUAAAAGACGAACAGCGACGACUCCAGAAUUUCAAAAAGUUUAAAGCCGCGCAGUUAGAAAUGGAAGAUUACAUCAUGAAGAAAACAGGCAAAGAGCGGCACAAACUGCUUGUCCGCAGGAAGCAGCUACUGGUCAAGAGCCACCCCCAGGGGGAGGAGAGGAAUGUGAUCGAGCUGGAGAGGACCUAUACCCCGGAAGUUUUCCCAGAUAGCGCGUUCUUCGAGUGCUCCAAAUAUCUCAAGUACCAGAAGGACGGUAUCACAGUCUCACUCACCAGACGGGAGAGAGGAUAUGACGUCAAACCAGAGUGGGUUGGCUGCCCGGAUGUCACUGAAAUAGCAAAAUCAAAAGGCAAAACGGAAUCCAAGGACACGGUUCAGUUGAAGCGAUCACACGUUCAGACAGCAGUGGGACCCGUGGUUCUAAACGAUGCCGGGCAGUUUGUCCCCGAGGUACCGGUCCUGGGGAUCGUGGGGACAACAGUCAAAAGUUUCUUUAAGAACAAAUACGGGCAGAUGUAUAACUACGAUGAAAUGUCACGUGGUAGGGACUACGACAUUGACAGACUAACUCCCUUAAGUCCGUGGGCUGGUCGGUCAAGGUCGUUUAAAAUGUCCAACCAAUCACUGGAGACUGAUUCCAGCGACGAUGAUGAUCAAAGGUCAUCGAGGGUCGCCCUGCAGUUCGGUGAGACUGUGCUGGCAUGGUCUAAAGACAAGAACCGCAGGAACCAGAGCAUUAUGGUGGAGGUGGGCUGCUCGGCUGAGUUCGGCAUGAAGGCCGUGGGUUCUAUAUCCAUGACCAACAUCGGCACCACCGCCAUCUACUUCAACUGGUUCAGAGAGGAACGGAAGGAGUCGUUUAACAUGGAGAAAGACCACGAGGUCGGCAGGUUUAUUUUCGACUGCUGGGGCGGGGUCAUCCUACCCGACGAGAAGUUUCGAAUCCCGUUCAUGUACAAGGCCUUCAACAAAGGAUUCUACUACGAGGACUGGCGGCUGGUUACAAACCCGGUUCUAGAAAACGGCGGGAAAAUCAUCCUCCGGCUGUCCGGCUACACACGGCACUACGACCCGUACGUUCUGGCCAAGAUCAAGAUAGAAGAGGCGGUGAAGGUUCGAGAAGCUCCGACCAUAGUCAAGCAGAUCGUGGACAACCUGAUCCAACACCUGCCGCUGAAGGAAGGCCCGCUGAAGGACACGAGGUUUCUCUUGUGCUACAAAGGCAAAGAUUUGUUCCACCUCCUCAACCCUGGCCUGCACUACAACACCGCCGCCGUGUACCGACUGUCGAAAAUUCUAGAAAUCGUCCAGUCCAUGGACGGCAAGGGGGAUAACGUGUCCGACUACGGUAUGUCGUCCGAUUACUUUGAAAGCGAUUACGAGUCUUUACACGACACGGGCAGUGUUGCGGAGUCCGACUUUAAACCAGAACAAGCGGAGGAUUCCAUCAGUUACAAAGAAAGAAGUAGUGGCAGAAAUUCUCAAUCCGAUUCUUCCCCCGGCGGCAGCCAUCUAUGGCGACGGUCUCUGCCGUCGGAGACUCCCCUCCUCCUCCUGUACAAGAAAAUCGACCCCGACCAGAAGAGCUUGAAAGUCUUGCCGCUAGAGAGCCCGCCUCACUCGCCCGAGGACAUCUCCGUGACCGGCACGACGGUCAGCGAGAAGCCGGACAAAAAGGCCAGCAUCAUUCCACGCAAGGAGAGCUCCAGCAUCUCAUCAGGCGUCGACCAGCGCCGCGCCAGUAUGCACGCUAGUAAAUUCCUCGACGUGCCGGAAACGGAGGAGAAACCCCAGCCGAAAAUACACCGGAAAGUUUUCGCCCGAGCGCCCAUGAAUUUGGUGAACACGGAUUUCACAGUGGACGCGCUGAGGGAGGAAAUUUUGAUCGGGAUCAUCAGCACCACGGAGCAGGAUCUUAUAUUUAAUGCCCUCUCUAAUGAGGUCUCAAGCUUGAUGUUCAGGAAAGAUGAACCUAUAUCCAUCAACUGGAAACUGAUGGUCAGUCGAACUCUGAUGUGUACACUGUUGGACUCGUUCUCGGACUUUGAUGUCAAAUUACAGGAGCAAUGUUGCCUAGGAGAAACACACGCAGAUGCUUUUCCCGACAACUUAACGCACAAAAAGUCAAUGGCGAUUAUAUCUGACAGUAACGUCAUAUGGACAGUGGCACAAUUCGGGGCCAAAUUGUAUCGCAAAUCUAAAGAGAAGUCUGAUAAUAGACAAAAUUGGCGAGUUCUGACAAGUCAGUGUCAAGAAGGAAGUCCUAGAACUACCCUAGGGUACACCAGGUUUCAAAAGAUGUACUACUCUCGCUUGUACACAAAGAUGUACAGCCUGCUCGUGGACUACUUCGAUACACUAGAAACUCUCUUCACUGAGAAAAAACAAGCACAUAUCGACUACAGGGAGUUGACAUUUAGAAGGGUGGAUGACGUCCCGAUGACCUUGAGGGCCGAGGAUCUGCUGGAGAUCCCAACGGCUCCGUUCUGGAUCAAGGUCGCUUCAAGGUUAGGUAACGUCCAAUCGUCCAUAGCGGCCCGUCUCAAGAAAUUUGAAUAGUUCGAAAUCCAACUUUUUAAAAAGCCCAACGAACAAAAAUAUCAAUUCAGCAAAAACUGUGAGCUGUGCGCCAAACGUAAACACAAUGGCUUUGUUGUUGUUAGCCUUAAUCACGUGACCUGAUAAAUAUAGAUUCACCACUGAAAUCCAAAUGAUGCGCAUCAUACUGCAUACAACUCUAUAGACACCAUAUGGAAUGUAAAUUGUAUCCGUACCAUAUUCUCCACUACAACCCCACUAACAUACGUGUAUGUGGGCCUGUAUGUGGGCAACGUUGUUUCACAUAGCCGGUCAAGUUUUGUAUGUUUAUGACAUUGUUAUAAAUUAUUAUCUCAAUUACUUUAGAAAA